ACAUUGCUUCGCGCUCUUCUUUCGCCGUCGUUUCUCUUUCCCCUUUUGUGGAUUGAAGACCAUUGUUCAUUCAUCCUGUUAAUUCAAUUCGUAAAAGGCAUUGCUGAAUUCCGCGCCUCCUUUUCUUUGCGAAGCAGCAGCACCACCACCCAUCGCCAUGCGUUCCUUCCCGCUCUUCGUCCUUGCCGGCACCGCCCUUGCAUCCACGCCGAGCACCCUCCAGAACAUCCUUAAAAACACCGACAACUCGAAUAAAUACAUUUAUCCUACCGAUUUCACGCGUGGUAUCAUUCCGAAACCCUUCCACAGUCAUAAUGAUUACUGGAGAGAUGUUCCCUUUUAUACCGGGUUGUCGUAUGGUGCCAUCUCUACUGAAGCUGAUGUAUGGCUCAUCAAUGGGACGCUUUAUGUUGGCCACGAACAAAGUGCCCUCACAAAGGAGAGAACUUUAGAAUCUCUCUACGUAAACCCGAUCCUCGACACUUUGCACCGCCAAAACCCCAUUACGGAAUUCUCGCCCACAGCAACGAACCACGGUGUCUUUGACGCUUCGAGCGAACAAACCUUGUAUUUCUUCAUCGACCUCAAGACCCCCGGUCCCGAAACAUGGCCUGCUGUAUUAAAAGCCCUCGAGCCUUUGAGAUCCGGGAACUGGCUGUCCACAUACGAUGGGGAGACCUACACGUCCAAGCCAGUGACUGUAGUCGGGACCGGCAACACGCCGCUCGACCUCGUUCAGGAAGCUAAUCCCCGCGAUGCCUUCUACGAUGCGCCUCUUGCGCUCCUCUCCAGCUCCGCUUCUAACCUCACUUCGAAUGACUCUCCGAUCGCCUCAACCGACUUUGAAGCUUCCUUUGGCGAUGUGCGCAAUCAGGAGUUCAACACUACACAGCUCGAGUCGCUGCGUGCGCAAAUCACUGCCGCGCACGACAAGGGGAUCAAAGUGAGGUACUGGAAUCAGCCUUCCUACCCCAUCGGCACGCGAAAUGCCGUCUGGCGCACACUGUGGGACGAGGGUGCCGACUUUUUGAAUGCGGAUGAUCUAGAGGGUGUGGCUGGGUUUUGGGAGGCCAAGGGGUAG
Periconia digitata is the source of this 1081-nucleotide messenger RNA. Lineage: Eukaryota; Fungi; Ascomycota; Dothideomycetes; Pleosporales; Periconiaceae. The record is from the annotation of a GenBank genome assembly.